Molecule: messenger RNA, 825 nt
Organism: Phyllopteryx taeniolatus (common seadragon)
Lineage: Eukaryota; Metazoa; Chordata; Actinopteri; Syngnathiformes; Syngnathidae
Product: trace amine-associated receptor 1-like
Exons: 1
Coding region: 76-825 (249 amino acids)
Biological process (GO): G protein-coupled receptor signaling pathway
Cellular component (GO): membrane
Molecular function (GO): trace-amine receptor activity
Source: RefSeq, a predicted model, not a curated record
UUUUUCAGGCAGCUCCACACCCCCACCAACCUCCUCCUCCUCUCCCUCGCCGUCUCAGACUUGCUGGUGGGAUUGAUGGCGAUGCCAGGUGAGAUCUACAUGAGCACAUCCUGCUGGUUUCUCGGUGACAUUGCCUGUUCUCUGUGGAGUUACACGACUUUCACCGCAGCAUCCUCCUCGGUCGGAAACAUGGUGCUGAUAUCGGCCGACCGUUACGUGGCUAUUUGUCAUCCUCUGCAUUAUAACGUCAAAGUCACUGUGAAAAGAAUUCGAUCUUGUGUUUGUCUCUCUUGGGUGGCUGCGCUUCUCCACUGUGCCAUCCUUUUAAAGGACCAAUUGGUUCGUCCUGGAAUGUACAACUCGUGCCGCGGAGAGUGCGUGAUCGGUUUUGAGGUUUACGCAGGCAUUCUGGACCUCGUCGUAAACUUUGUCCUUCCUCUCAGCAUCAUCUUCAUGCUGUACAUGAGAGUGUUUGUGGUCGCUGUUUCUCAGGCGCGAGCCAUGCGCGCUCAUGUUAAAUGCCUCAAAUUACAACAUUCUGCCCCUUUCAGAGCAAAGUCAUCCGAGUUGAAGGCGGCCAUGACUCUUGGUGUUCUCGUUCUUGUCUUUCUGGUGUGUUUCUGUCCGUACUACAUUGUCAGUCUGGUGGCUGAUAAUGAGAAUUUUGGUUCAGUGACGAAAUUUGUUCUUUAUUUGUAUGAUGUCAACUCGUGUGUGAACCCCUUAAUAUACGCCCUUUUUUACCGCUGGUUUAGAAAAGCUGCUAAGCACAUUGUCACUCUUCGCAUUCUGCAGCCUGCCUCCCGUGAGGCCAACAUACUGUAG